Messenger RNA from Octopus sinensis (East Asian common octopus), 1846 nucleotides. Its product is annotated as SAGA-associated factor 29. Bases 574 to 1569 code for a protein of 331 amino acids. The record is from RefSeq and is a predicted model, not a curated record. NCBI's taxonomy places the organism in Eukaryota, Metazoa, Mollusca, Cephalopoda, Octopoda, Octopodidae. The transcript has 12 exons. Gene Ontology annotation, cellular component: SAGA complex.
AGAAAGCAGCACCGGGCCACAUCUUUUUCUCUCCCUCCAUUGAUAACGGUAUGGUGCUGCGGGAAGUGUGUUGUUCCAUGCAGUGGAUAAGAGGCUGGGGGUAGUUACAAAGUCGGUACAAACAAAACUACCAAAGAGGAAGUCAGAGGGGGGAGACUACACUCUUACCCCUCUUUCAUCACACAGAAACAGAACGAGGUUAACGCAACCAAUACUAAUAACAAUAAUAUUAAUACUACUAUUAGUAAAAUUAAAAGAAAUAAUUCUAUUACGUCACCUGAAAUUGGCAAUUUGUUGUUCUCGAACAGAACACUUCUGGCUACAUUCCGAUGGCCGAAAUGUUGGCAGGAAGAACAUUAUAGGAUUUCUCACUUUUAACUUCGUCAAUUCUUUUACUCCUUUAUUGUGUCCAGCAUUGUUUGUAUACCAUAUGUGAUGAAUAUGGUGUAAAAGGAUUUGGUAUCAUCAGACAGACAAUAGACAAAGCUUUAUCUGUGUUAUUUCUGUUUAUUGCAAUGGCAGUUUAAAUUCAGUUUGUGACUGGUGGUGACAAAUUCAAAGUCAUAUGUGAAAAUGGGUCGUACCAAGGCAUCUGGCAACAGCAGCCAUGCUAGUCACAAUAGCAGUCCAAGCAACUCUGAUCUUGGAUUGACUAACAGUACUGCUGAAAUUAAGAUGAAAGAAAUACUGAAGGAUUUGUAUCAUCUGAUUAUUCAAGUUCAGGAGGAGCGUGCACGUGGUGAACAUAAUUUAUCUAAUAUUUCCAAAACUCAUGAAAGAAUGCAGCAGGAACAGCGGAACAAUCCAGUCACAACAAAAGGGGAAGCUAAAGCAGCAUUAGCUAUUUCAUUCACGCCUUACUACAAAAAUAAACUACGAGGUUUAUAUAACACAGCCAUGCAGGAUGCUGAAGCAGAAGCUGAGCUAGUUAGAAAAGCUUUGGAUAAAAUUUCUGAAAUAAAAUCUAUACAAGAAAACCGAAGACUUGGAAAACUUGAUAGUGACCGUCCCAAGCCAAUUAUCAGACGUGGUGUCCUUAUGACAAUGCUACAACAGAAUGCUGUAUCACUACCCUUAUGGGUCAGCAAACCUGGGGAAAAGCCUCCUCCACUAUGUGGAGCAGUUCCAGCAGAUGCUAAUUAUGUGGGCAAAACCGGUGACAAAGUUGCUGCCAGAGUUAAGGGUCAAGAUGGAGAAGAAGAGAAUUGGAUCUUAGCUGAAAUAUCUUCCUAUACUCCAGCUACUGGUAAAUAUGAAGUUGAUGAUAUCGAUGCAGAGGAGAGCAAUGAGAGACAUUCUUUGAGUCGAAGGAGGAUCGUACCACUGCCAAUUUGGAAAGCUAAUCCAGAAACAGACCCCGAUGCCUUGUUCCCUAAAGAAACGCUGGUCUUGGCUCUGUAUCCACAGACUACAUGCUUUUAUCGUGCACUCAUCCAUGAACCACCAAAAAGGCCUCAAGAUGACUACCAAGUAUUAUUUGAAGAUACUUCUUAUUCAGAUGGUUACUCACCACCUCUGGGUGUUGCCCAACGUUAUGUUAUUGCAUGCAAAGAAGAGAAAAGAAAGUAGACCAAUGCCUUCUGUUUUCAACUCCUAAUAGGAAAGAAAAAAUAAAUUUGAAUUUAAUGUGCUGAGUGAAACUGUCUGGAUGAAAUCAUUUUUAAAAGGAUUUAUAAAAAAAUGAAAAAUAAAUAUAUGCUAUAAUAUAUAUAUUAUAUAUAGUUGGAUUAUAUACAUACUUGACAAACUGAGAAAAGCUAUGGAGAGCUACUGUGAUUGUUUACUAAGUUCUUGGACUAAAUAGCUUUUUAUUUUCUGUUUUUCUUUUUUCUUUUUGAUUUUUUUU